GACCUUGACCACGAAAAACGUGUUAACAAAGACGCUGCCCGGCUUCAGUAUGAAAAGGGCUUAGUUGUUACUGCCUCAAGAAAGCAAGAAAUUCUUCACUUACGUUGACGCUGUGGUGCAAACGCCCAUACCACCAUUGCUUCGAGGAGAUGGGACUUAUGCCUAUAGCGACUAAGACAAGGCAUGCGUGCUUGGUGAGCAGUACUCAAGCAUCUUUGUCCGCGAAACAAAUACGCCAUGCAAAGAAUUAGCUUCAAGAGUCUCUGAGGACUGUUGUCUGGAUGAAAUUCCUGUAACUGAUUCCAAAGUUCUCCGGUUGCUAAGAGAGCAUUAUGUCGGAAAGACACUCCUGGCUUCUUGCCGCCGUAGCUGAUCGGGUGGUGCAUAUAUGGUCACGGACGAAUGGCACGGACGAACUUGCCGACGGAAAUUCGGCUUCCGUCUACAAUGAUUACUCCUGGUCUUACACGCCAGAUUCCACUGCCGCUUGCCGUAGUCUUGCUUGGCAUCCGCGCAGUUGCAAACUGGCCACUCUCCAUCCUACUUCCAAAUGUCCCAUCCAUAUUCAACGUGUUCCAGUUGCUGCUGGCGAGAGCAUUGAGAGUGAACAACCCAAGUGGCUAACAGAUGUCAUGGAAGACGGAGAUUGUUUGGGACAUAUUACCUGCUUUGCUUUCCCCCAACGAAGUGGCCGUUUCAUUGCUCUCGGCCGAUCUAACGGUGUUGUUACUGUCCAUGGAAUGCAGAAGCAACCAACAGUGACCAUUCAAUUUGCUUGCUUUACUCGACAAAUCACCAGCGCUUCGUUUACAUGUAUCGCUUGGGCUUUGAAUGAUUCGGUGCUGGUUGCUGGGGCAUUGGAUGGUAAUGUUUUUGUUCGACCAGUGACCACAGUCGAUUCCCCAUGGUAUUGCCUUCCCCACCCAAGUCGCGGUCCGCAUUCAUUCCAACCAUCACCUUGUCUUUCACUACAUACUUGCCGCGCGGAUUCCACUUGCAUCGCGGCUGGAUUUGCUUCCGGUCUCGUUGUCGUUUGGCGGCUCCAGUCGCCUUUGUCAUUGUGUUCUGAUGAUCUUCUAUGUCACCUGUGCGUCCCUGAAACGAUAGAUUCUCUUUCCUCCGACUUUCUCAGCAUCGCUUCUUCACCGGUCGAUCGCCACAUACUCAUCACUUGUGGUGCUCCGGAUUUAUGUCUUCGUAUAUGGAACAUGGAACGUGUUGAAUCUGGGCUUUGCACGGCUUCUCUAACUAGAGCCAUUAUGCCAUUGAAUAAAACUGUAGGAUACUGUGCGUCAGAUAUUAGCCCCGAUGGCACCCUAUUGGUUGUCGGUCUGGCCAAUGGGUUCAUUCAGAUUUAUCGAAUUGAAAAUCUAAAUCAACCUGAAUAUGAGAUACGUCUACCAGAGGAUUCACCUGUUGUCUCUUUGUCUUUCGCCAUCACCACUCAGUCUUACGAUGAGGUCAAAUUUUCAGAUUCAGUGUCUGAAAAUCCAAUAAUAAAACGUUGUUCGAAGCGUUCUCCUGUUCCACGUAAACCUCUGGUCAAUGUAACUAAUACUGAAGAGUACUCCAAUGCCUCUCAGUCUGCUGAAUGGAGUGCGGUCUUUCAUGGCAUUUCCCUUCCAGAACUGUCCGACAUAUCUGAUUCCAGCUCAUUAAGGCCGUCUCCAUCUGUCGAGCCUGUGCCCCCAUCAUCGGCACAAUCUAAGCGUAAUCUGACCGCCCAUGGGUUUCGUGUUUCACCCUUUGGCACUACCAAUGCACCUUCCACUCUUCCGAUGAAACCGGCUUCUGCCGCGCCCGAUGGCACUGUGUUCAAUGCUUUUACCUCGGGGGAUCCAUGUGAUGCGGUCCGCUUGGAUCAAUUUCGGGCCGAGAUACAAAUGUCUCAUUGCAACAUGCUGUACCACUUCUCCAGACUGGAGCGCAAGUUGGAGUCCAUGUUUGAACAUUUUUCCCAAUCUGUUCUCGAUUUGAAAAAGGAGAAUAAUGAGCUCCGACUUGAGUUAGAGAGACGUUUCCGUUUUUACUAACCAUGUUCUGUUUCACUCACACACAUUUCCAUCUGCCACACGUCAUUACUCAACCUAUUUUGGCAUUCCGUUGCUGAUUGUGAUCCCCGGUGUCGUUCAAUUCGCUGUGCCGCGGUAUCUCACAGGUACCACUUAUUAAAUGGAGAAUAGCCUAUCUGCCAAAGAUUCUAGAUGGGGUGUAGCUGCCUUUUUCCAGCCCCCGUUCGAUCUGAAUAACAUUCACUUUGUCCACUGUGUUCUUUCUGAACGCCAUGUAUAUGUGAACGAAUUUCUUUGGACACUGUUGCCGUCGGUGGGCUUGGUCUGCGUUUUUUUAAUUAAAAUUAUUGCAGUAUUAA
Molecule: messenger RNA, 2371 nt
Organism: Dicrocoelium dendriticum
Lineage: Eukaryota; Metazoa; Platyhelminthes; Trematoda; Plagiorchiida; Dicrocoeliidae
Source: the annotation of a GenBank genome assembly